Molecule: messenger RNA, 864 nt
Organism: Anopheles moucheti
Lineage: Eukaryota; Metazoa; Arthropoda; Insecta; Diptera; Culicidae
Product: seminal metalloprotease 1-like
Exons: 3
Coding region: 4-822 (272 amino acids)
Biological process (GO): proteolysis
Molecular function (GO): metalloendopeptidase activity; zinc ion binding
Source: RefSeq, a predicted model, not a curated record
CUUAUGGUAGGCAUCUGUGCUUUGGCACUAGUCGUAGCUUUGGUCAGCAGUUUUCCGACCGCCGGAAAGGCAGUUCCCAAUACUCCAGCAAAUGUGGAACGGUUGGCCCAUCUGGGACAGGAUGAUCUUGCGGAGGAGCUGAGCGGACAGUUCGAGGGCGAUAUGGUGCUGGAUGAGGAACAGUUGAGUGCAGUGCGCGGUAAACGCAAUGGACUGAUCAAUCCGAAUCGCCGUUGGCCUAAUCGCAUUGUUAAGUACUACAUCCAUGAGCCUGACUUCACCCCGGAACAGGUACAACAUAUCGAGCUCGGCGUUCGACUGCUGCAAAGUCAAUCCUGCCUAACGUUCCAACGCGUCACUCCCGACGUUCCCGCCUACAUACGUGUGAUCGGAUCCGGUUCCGGAUGCUUCUCGUCCGUCGGAUACACCGGUGGGGCGCAAAACCUCAACCUCCAACCGAACACCGUUGGUGUCGGUUGCUUCCGCAUCGGUACGGUGGUGCACGAGUUCCUCCACGCGCUCGGGUUCUACCACCAACAGAGCGCUAGCGAUCGGGAUGAGUUCGUCGACAUCAUAUGGGACAACAUCGAGGCUGGCACGGAAAACAACUUCUACAUCUACGACUCUGACACUGUGACGGAUUUCAACGUUCGCUACGACUACGGCAGCGUGAUGCAUUACGGCGCGACGGCCUUCUCCAAGAACGGUGAGCUAACGAUCGUACCGAAGGAUCCGAAUGCCAGCAUCGGGCAACGGGUGAGCAUGAGCGAGCGGGACAUCUCCAAGCUGAACUGGAUGUACGGUUGCCUGAACAAGAAUUAAUCAAUCUAACCCACGCCACAAAAUAUCAACAUUUCUGGUAUG